UGGACGGCCAUUUUGAAAACAUUUUUAUUCGCAGAUGAUGAUGAAGCAACACAAACAAUGGAAACCCCUAAGAAAGUGAGAGAAAGAAAAUCGGAGCCACCAAGUGCGACUCCAGAUGUGCCAUAUUGUGAGAGUCCAAGUAAAGUUAUCAAAAGUGACCAAACAGGUGUCUUUAUUCCAGGCAAUCAUGAAGCUGAGAUGUGCUAUGGAGGAGAAGCUGAUCUACACAAACAUGUUACUGACUGUACGAAGAAUCCAGGUCACAAAGGUUUUACACCUCUUAAAGAUUUCAACAUAAAAUAUCUCCCAUCACGUUUUCACGAUGACCUCGUGUCUGAAAUAAUUAAAACAUUGGCAGCCCUAACUGUCCAGGUAAAGACUAAAUUCACAAGUCUAGAGAGACCAGAGUUUUACCCAGGCACUCAAUUUCCAUAUCCAUGUUAUAAGGACAGAGGAAGUCGCGUGAUGAGGUUAGGGACGGGCAGGGUGAGGUGUUUGUAUAAAUCUACAGAGAGUGACGGAACUUGUCGUUGUGCCAAAUGUCAAGUCUCUGCCACACCCAGCAAAGUGUGGUGGGUGGUUUGUGUGUUGACAGCCACACAUGUGGUGUUUGAUGACAGUGAGGCGAGACAGACCAUGUGUGUUUUAGGUUAUGAUGACAAUAAAAGUCCAGGGGUCAGUCUUGAUGGCUGGGAGGUGGGGGGUAAGGCACGCAUUAAGAGAGACUGGUGUUGGUUGAGACAUUCGACAUGUGACUUAAAGUUGGUUGAUGAACUGGACAAGAUGAUUCGGCGCUUUGAUGAGCUUUGUUGGGAAGUAUGGAAGACAUACAGGAUGUUUGAUGAUGUGGACAAGUUGACCGUUAUAGUAUCACAUCCUCAUGGUUGUCCUAAACAGGUCUCUGUAGGACAAUGGACACACAAACUCGAGAGGGAUGUCACCAGGACUAGGUACUGGUACACAACAUGUACAUGUCCAGGCACCAGUGGAGCGCCGGUCUACAGGCUAGGAUAUGACAGGGUUUGGUGUGAUCGUCCUCAUAGUGGAGCUAACUCUGAAGGGAAUUAUAGUGGGGAGUAUGUUACUACUCCAAACUGAUUUUUUUAAUCAGUCACACAACAAUAGCUUUGGUUUUUCGGCAUAGUACUAAUAAUUCUAAAAACGUGGAUACCAAUUUUAAGUCCGUAGGACAAUUAGAAAAAAAGGUUAUGCGCUUAAGAAACAUUUUUUUUUACCUUUUCCGACCUCAUGAGGACUUUAGCACCGAUUGUCACAAAGACUAUAAAAGCUGUAAGCUUUCCCUUACUUAAUUCUAAUAAUAGAAAAGAAAAAUUGAAGUCCUAAUUCUUUUCAAACAAGCAUAACAAAUUAAACAUAAAUUUUGUGUCUUAAAAAUUGUACUACACCAUUUUUAACAUAAAUUUGAGAGGACGGCAAAAAAACAACACAAAAAUCACCAACUUCUACAAAACAUUCUAACAUUCUUCUGAUGCAUGCACAAUAAUGGAACUAGCAAAAAAGCAUUUGUUUCUGUACAGUUUGCUAUUUUUUAAAAUGCAGUAUGACGUAAAAGCUUGUUAUUAAAACGUUUUUUAUGAAUUUCUGUUAGUACUUUACAUGUUUUAAUUACACUAGAGUUGCAUGACUAAAAACCAUUGCGCACCUUUUGAACAUGAUGACGCGUGUCUUAAAGCGCGGAACAGUUUGAUGAGAAAGUCUACUAAUUUGGAACAAAUUUUAAUUAAGUCAUAAAAAAUUAAUCAGGCUAACUAUUAAGUCAAACUUGUAAUGUCAUGUUGCAUUGUUUUCAUGUCUUGACCCAACUAAGUACCAACUAAGAACCGUAUCUGUCCAUUUGAUGUGCCUGCAAUUUCGCUCUGGCGUUUCGAUUUAGAUAGAUUGAUGACUGUCGACAGACUGACUAGGAAGUGAGUUAAAUAAAAGCUUGUAAAAACAGCGGAAAUUUUCCCGUCAUUAAACUGUGUUAAGACUUGCAUGUCUUGUAAACAUUUUAUUACCUUUAAGUGACUAAAACAAAUGUUUGGAUUGUUUUAAACCGUUUAACCGUUUUAAUUUGUAUCUACCACGUAUUUUAUGCGUUUUUCAUUUAUAAUGUGGUAAAUAUUUAUUUUGUCUGUAAAAAUUGUUGUUUUAUUCUCACACUGAAUUGUAGCUUUACAUAUUACAUUUCUUACUCUUCUUAUUUGUU
Physella acuta is the source of this 2209-nucleotide messenger RNA. RefSeq lists its product as uncharacterized. Lineage: Eukaryota; Metazoa; Mollusca; Gastropoda; Physidae. The record is from RefSeq and is a predicted model, not a curated record.